Seriola dumerili (greater amberjack) is the source of this 2476-nucleotide messenger RNA. RefSeq names its product solute carrier family 7 member 9 (gene slc7a9). Gene Ontology annotation, cellular component: membrane. Lineage: Eukaryota; Metazoa; Chordata; Actinopteri; Carangiformes; Carangidae. The coding region runs from base 154 to 1644 and encodes 496 amino acids. Gene Ontology annotation, biological process: amino acid transmembrane transport. The transcript has 13 exons. Gene Ontology annotation, molecular function: L-amino acid transmembrane transporter activity. The record is from RefSeq and is a predicted model, not a curated record.
GCAUCAGACAUUCCUGCUUUCCUUCAUUUAACUUGGCUCAGUAUCAUCUGAGGGUUCAUAUCACCGUACCUCGGUUAAAAAAAAAAAAAAAAAGCAUUCAAGGUCUAUGGAGCGUCACUGAGGUGGUUUUUGUCCCAGUCAUAUCAAACAGAAAUGGACGAAGACAGUGUUAGGAGGAGGAAGGAGUCGCAGAAUGGGUGCACUGGCUACAGUGUGGACUCUAACACCAAAGACAAGCAGCCUGUGAAGGCCACUGUGCUUCAAAAAGAUGUUGGUUUGCUGAGUGGCAUCUGUCUGAUUGUGGGGACUAUGAUCGGCUCGGGUAUCUUCAUUUCUCCGAAGGCUGUUCUGCUGUACUCUGGAGCUGUGGGACCCUGCCUCCUCAUCUGGGCUGCCUGUGGCGUGUUAGCCACUCUGGGAGCACUGUGCUACGCUGAGCUUGGCACCAUGAUCACCAAAUCAGGGGGAGAGUACCCAUAUCUAAUGGAGGCUUUUGGUUCCCUUGUGGCCUACCUUUACUCCUGGACCACAGUCAUGGUGUUGAAGCCCUCCUCCUUCGCCAUCAUCACACUGAGCUUUGCAGAAUACGCCUCCACUCCUUUCUACCCCGGCUGUACCCCUCCUCUUGUUGUUACCAAGAGUUUAUCAGCAGCAGCUAUAUUGUUAAUCGUCUCAGUCAACUGUUUGAGUGUCAGACUGGCAAGCUAUGUGCAGAACUUCUUCACUGCAGCCAAACUUUUCAUUAUUAUUGUCAUAGUGGGAGCUGGCAUUGUUCUCUUGGCUCAAGGAAACACUGAGACUUUGUCAAAUGCAUUUGAUGGAACAACAUCUUCUGUUGGAGCAAUUGGACUUGCGUUUUAUAAUGGGCUGUGGGCUUAUGAUGGAUGGAAUCAACUGAAUUUUAUCACAGAGGAGCUGAGAGACCCAUUCAGGAACUUGCCACUGGCCAUCCUCAUUGGGAUCCCCUUGGUUUCUGUGUGCUAUGUGUUGGUCAACGUUGCUUACUUCACUGUGAUGACCACCAAUGAACUCCUGUUGUCUCCAGCUGUGGCUGUGACUUUCGGUGACAGAGUCCUUUACCCUCUGUCUUGGAUCGUUCCUCUCUUUGUUGUCUUCUCCACAUUUGGUUCUGCCAAUGGAAGCUGCUUCACUGCCGGCAGACUGGCCUAUGUAUCUGGCAGAGAGGGUCACAUGGUGAAAAUCUUAUCUUAUAUUAGUCUAAAGCGCUACACCCCAUUGCCUGCUCUCAUAUUCAACGGUGUUUUGGCUAUUUUAUAUAUUAUCCCAGCAGACAUAAACACCCUCAUUAACUACUUCAGCUUUGCUCAGUGGGCGUUUUAUGGUUUGACAGCACUGGCUCUCAUAGUCAUGCGUUUCACAAGGACGGAGCUCCACAGACCAGUGAAGGUGCCGAUUGUCAUAGCAGGCCUAAUGGUGCUGGUGUCAUGCUACUUAGUCCUUGCCCCCAUCAUUGAUAAGCCAGAGCUGGAGUACCUCUACUGCACUAUCUUCAUCUUCAGCGGACUUCUCCUCUACUACCCUUUCGUCCACCUGAAGGUCAACUGGGCACGCAAACUCAUGAGGCCCAUUACUAUGCAUCUCCAGUUGCUGAUGGAAGUAGUUCCUCCUGAGACAACUGAAUGAGACAGAGCUGACGACAGGGUUAACUUGUGCUGCUUGACUUGAAACAUGUCAGGCUUGCUUCUGGAAACAGUGGGCUGGAAAUUUGGUACCCGCAGUUGGGAUCAGAGUCGUAAAAUCAGAGCUUCACUUCUGUUGAAAAGCUGCGUGACAAAAGUUAAAGUGCAUGUACUGUGUUCAUGAACCUGUUACCAGCGCAUGAUGAAAUCAUGUGUCAUUUGGGUUCAGGGCCAGAAAAAAAAGAGGAUUCUUGUUUCUAGAGUGUUUCCCACAGGAAUACCUCUGCUGUCAUUAAAGUGUACUUCUGUAGAUAUUAAAACAAAAGAGCCAGAUCGACCAUAUUCUGAUUAUGUCCUUCCCCACAUCACUUACUAAAUCCUUCCUGUGGUGAUAGGCUACAACUGAAGGAUGUUUGGUUGUUUGGUAGGAUUUCUAUGGUGAAUAUAACCAGCACAGUAUAACACUUAAGCAGUCAUGUCAAACAUUUACAUGUAGUCAAUGUUCAAUGAAGUUUUCCUGUGCCAAAGAUCACUUAAGGUAGAGCAGCUAGGAAAUAGAUGUACGCAUGAAUCUGCAAGUGAGCAAAGGGAAAAGGUAAACGUUUAAAAUGCAUUAAGGAAAUGACAUGAAAGCCCAGCAGAUCAUGCAACGAGAUGUGGAAACAUUUUUACUUUCUGUAAUGAUGUUUGCGCAUGAUUUAAUUAAUAAUGCUCUCACUCCUAUCUUUCACACUGGAAUAUGCUAGAAGAGUGGUGCAUUGUUAUCUGCUGUUGAAAGGUAUUAAGCUUGUUGAGAAUGAAGUGGAUAUGGGAAAUAAACAAUUUUCCAGCAAAUA